AAAGGACUGGCAUAACAAAAGGAAUGAAAAAAAACAAACCCACAAAAAUGAGGAAAAUUGGGAAUGAGCCUGGAAAAUUUAUGGGGUUUAUUCCAGGGAUGAGUUUUGCCUGUUUUGCCCUUUUCCUUGGAUCCAAUGGAGAGAGGAAAAUGAAGGAAUUUUUGGUGUCUCGGUGAUUCCCGAUGAUCCAAACCCAAAUUCCCAGUUUUUGGGGGGGAUAGAAUGAGGGAUUUUCCCUGGAAUUUGGGAUCCCAGAGCCUUGGAUGAGGAUUUUUGGGAAUGGGGGUGGGGAGAAUUCCAGGCUGUGUCCCAAAAAAAACCCCGGGAUUUUUGCAUCCAGAGGGGUUUGGAUCACCGGACACCCCAAAAUUCCAAUCCUGGGAGCGAGGUCGGAGCCAAAAUUCCUCCUUUUUUUUGGGGAUAGAGCUUCCCCUCCCCCUCUUCCCAAAAAUCCUCAUCCAAGGCUCCGCUUUCCCCGGGAUCCCGAAUUCCAGGGAUCAGCCCGGAGCGUUGUUUUCCCUUCGUUCCGUCCCAAAAACCCGAAGGAAUUUUGGCUGGAAUUCGGGGAUGACAGCGACCCCCCCCCCCCCCCCCCCAAAUCCCAUUUUUAUUUCGGGAUAGGACGUUCUUCCCCUCCCCCCCCUUCCCAAAAAUCGUCGUCCGAGGGGAGAGCAGCGCUCCGGGAGUUCCCGGGGUUAUCCCUGGAAUUCGGGAUCCCGGGAAAAGCGGAGCCUUGGAUGAGGAUUUUUGGGAAUGGGGGAGGAGAAUUCCAGGUUGUAUCCCAAAAUUCCAACCCCGGGAUUUGCGCAUCCAGAGGAGUUUGGAUCACCGGCCACCCCAAAAUUCCAAGCCUGGGAGCAAGAUCGGAAGGAAAAUUCCUUCGGUUUUUUGGGGAUAAUUCCCCCCACCCCCAAUUCCCCAUCCGAGGGGAGAGCAGCGCUCCGGGAGUUCCGGGGUUAUCCCUGGAAUUCGGGAUCCCGGGAAAAGCGGAGCCUCGGCUCGCUCCUUAUCAGCGCGGAGCCCAAACAAUUCCCUCUGCUCUCGGCUCAGCGGCUCCUGCCGGCACAAACAAUUCCCAAAAAUCCGCCGGGACCGCUCAUCCCGACCCCUGGCACCCCGGAAAUGACGGGGGCGCGCUCAGGGGCGCCCUUGGAAUUCCAAAGAGGGGGUGGGAGUGGGGAUGGGGGGGGAUGAGCCGGGCUCGUUCCCAGCGGGAUAUAAACCCAGGCUGAGGCGCUGGGAACCGCAGGGAAUUCCCGGGAUGCGCUCCCAAAUCCUUUUCCUGCUGCCGGCGCUGCUCUGCCCCGCGGCCGCGGCGCCUCCCUGGGAUCCGGCAUGGAGCGAUCCCGGCCCCCGGGGCUGGCGGGACGAGCCGCCGCAUUCCCGGGCGCAGCUCCCGGUGGAAGUGCAGUGCCAGGAGGCGCAGCUGGUGGUGACGGUGCACCGGGACCUGUUCGGCACCGGCCGCUUGGUCAGCGCCGCCGAGCUCAGCCUGGGCCCCGCCGCCUGCAAGCAUUCCCGCCUGGAUCCGUCCCGAAAAACCGUCACCUUCAGCGCCGGGCUGCACGAGUGCGGCAGCACCGUCCAGGUCACUCCGGAUUCCCUGAUUUACCGGACGCUCCUGAGCUACGAUCCCAGCCCCGGCAGCAACCCGGCCAUCGUGCGCAGCGACCCGGCCGUCAUUCCCAUUGAGUGCCACUAUCCCAGGCGGGAUAACGUCUCCAGCGGCUCCAUCCGUCCCACCUGGUCUCCCUUCAACUCGGCCCUGGCCUCCCAGGAGAAGCUCCUCUUCUCCCUGCGCCUCAUGAACGAGGACUGGAGCUCGGAGCGGGAUCUCUCGGCCUUCCGCCUGGGGGACGUGCUGAACAUCCAGGCCGAGGUGGGCGCCCACAGCCACGUCCCACUGCGGCUCUUCGUCGACUCCUGCGUGGCCUCGCUGGGCCCCGGCGCGGGCAACGAGCCCCACUACGCCAUCAUCGACUUCAACGGCUGCCUGGUGGACGGGCGCUCCGAUGCCACCAGCUCGGCCUUUGUCACCCCCCGCCCGCGGCAGGACAUGCUGCGCUUCCAGAUCGACGCCUUCCGCUUCGCCGGUGACCCCCGCAGCCUGAUCUACAUCACGUGUCACCUGAAGGUGACACCGGCCGAGCAGAGCCCGGACGCGCUCAACAAGGCCUGUUCCUUCAGCAAGGCGCGCAACACCUGGGCACCCGUGGAGGGGACAAGGGACAUCUGCAGCUGCUGCGAGCUGGGCAACUGCGGCCAGCGCGGCCUGAGGGCAGCGGAGCCCUGGAGCGGCCACCGCUACCGGAGACACGACGGGGACGGUGCCACCUCCGAAGCUGACGUUGUCAUCGGUCCCGUGCUGCUCUCGAGUGCCCAGCAUGGCCAGCGCCCUGAGGGCCACCAGGGCGCGGUGGCGCCGCUGGCCGUGGGGACAGCGCUGGCCUGUGCGGUGGCCGGCGUGGCCGUGGCCGGAGCCGCGCUGGCCAUCAGCCUCAGGCGCCGGAAUUCCCCGUGAACCCGGAAUGACCGACGGGAAUCCCAAAAAAAUCCUGGAAUGACCGAUGGGAAUCCCAAGAAAUCCCACAAGGACUGACGGAAUUCCCAAGAAAUCCCACAAGGACUGACGGAAUUCCCAAGAAAUCCCACAAGGACCAAUGGAAAUCCCAAUAAAUCCCGGAAGGACC
This is a messenger RNA of Haemorhous mexicanus (house finch), 2690 nucleotides long. Its product is annotated as zona pellucida sperm-binding protein 3-like. The record is from RefSeq and is a predicted model, not a curated record. Bases 1181 to 2521 code for a protein of 446 amino acids. NCBI's taxonomy places the organism in Eukaryota, Metazoa, Chordata, Aves, Passeriformes, Fringillidae. The transcript is spliced from 9 exons. Gene Ontology annotation, molecular function: acrosin binding. Gene Ontology annotation, cellular component: extracellular matrix. Gene Ontology annotation, biological process: egg coat formation; binding of sperm to zona pellucida; positive regulation of acrosome reaction.